CAAGAGGCCAGCACAGCGGCAGCGACGUCUACACUUGAAAUGAUUCUCUUCCCCCACGCAACUUUCUCCCACAAGGAACCAAAAACACGGAAUUGACGCGAACUCGCAGGAUUUCAUUGAAGACGACAGCCAGCUUGUGAAUGAAGAAGUGAAUCAUCUGAGAUUGCGGUCAUGGCCGUCCAGACUGGCAUCCAGGUGUGGUUUGGAGAGAAGUUCGACGCCCCCUCGCUGAGCCCGCGUAGUCCUCGCAGCCCCUUGGCCCAGCGCCACGGCCCCGGCCUCACAGACGUCUUCCAGUACGACCAGUGGCUGGCGGUGCGGCAUGAGGCCACCCUGGUGCCCAUGCAGGAGGACCUCGCCAUCUGGCUCACGGGCAUGCUGGGAGAGGAAGUACGAGCCGAGUUCUUCAUGGAGGAGCUGAACAAUGGCGUGAAACUCUGCCAGCUUAUCGGGGUCCUGCAGACCAGGAUCUCCCAAAGUUGCCCCUCUGCUGUCAGCAAGCUGUUUCCCAUGAGGAAGGUGGCCUGCAAACGUGAUGCCUCUCCAGGGUCUUUCUUUGCUCGCGACAACACCGCCAACUUCCUGUCCUGGUGUCGGCACGUGGGCGUGGAGGAGACCUACCUCUUUGAGUCAGAGGGUCUUGUGCUGCACAAGGAGCCUCGGCAAGUUUGUCUCUGCCUGCUGGAAAUUGGACGCGUGGUCUCCAAGUACGGCGUGGAGCCUCCUGUGCUGGUCAAGCUGGAGAAGGAGAUCGAGCUGGAGGAGACCUUGCUGCUGAGUGAGGAACCUCCACCUGUGGUCAAGACCUUCAGCGUGUGCUGCCAGCAUGGUGGUCUCUACCAGUCUGGGGAGCACGGAGUGGACGGGCCGCCCUGCAACUGCUCCAACAGAGUGUCCAUCGAGUACUUGUCUGAGGGCCGCUACCGCCUGGGGGACAAAACCAUCUUUAUACGUAUGCUGCACGGCAAACACGUGAUGGUGCGCGUGGGCGGCGGCUGGGACACGCUGCGCGGCUUCCUCAGCAAGUACGACCCGCUGCGGGUGCUGCAGUUCACCACGCUGGAGCAGAAGAUCCUGGCCUUCCAGAGGGGGCCGCCCGGCUUGGGCGGUCACCACGGCAACGCGGCCCCGCCCCCUGACAUGGACCCCCUGGCCGCCGUCGACGACCUCGUCUCCUCGUCCGAUUCGUCGUCCGCGUCGUCGUCGUCUUCCUCGGGUCAGACGUGUCGGUCCUACGCCGCCUCCCCCGCCUGUACGCCCACGCUGCCCAGGAAGGCGGCGAAGAAGAAUCUCCAGAUGACGCCGCCGGCCCCCAGGAAGCCCACCCAGCUGCCCCUGCCUGUCGCCGCCAAAGGCUCCUCCUCCUUGCCCGCCACACCCGUGGGUGGCUCAAAGCAGCCCCCCAGUCCGGGUGUGCAGGUCCAACGUAGAGCCGCAACGCCGGACCUGUGCGCCGCGUCCAAACUGAGGCUUAGACCCACCCCUCGGACCGCCGCCCCCCAGCCGAGGAGUCCGGUUUGCCCCGAGCCGUCUUCCAAAUGUCCCAAACCGUCCAGCCCCUGCAACUCGCCCGCGCCUCGCCCCGCCACCGCCCCGGCAGACGCCCGACCCCCGACGGGUGCCGGCCAGCGCCCUCGCCUGGCACAACGCCGCCCCGGAUCCCCUGCCUCACGCCUCCGACUAGAGGCGGCGAGGCGGGUGAGGGCGGCGGCACGCGCCGCGGCAUCCCCCGCAUCCAGGGCGGCGGCACGCGCAGCAGCGUCCCCCGCGUCGAGGCCGGCGACGCCAACUCCUAACCCGCCCGCCACAGUUACGCCAAAACCCGCUAAAGACACCGCAUCCAAAGCCGAGGGGUCCGCCCCGAUUAAGGCCGCCUCCCGCCUCCCACGUGGCACCGCGCUCCCUGGGCGGGUCCCCGGGGGCGCCACCCACAGCGGUGCCGCCUCAACACAGAAGACGUCACAAAAACCCUCAGCUUCAGCCGAGCACGUCAGGCCUGAGCUCACUCCCACCCACAAGAGCGCCCCCGACGUCAAAAUAAAAGCCCAGCCCACGACCAGCAGGAAGAUCCCUCAGUAUCGAGGCAAACCUGAGGAGCCUUAUUUUGAAAUGACCGCCAGGAGACGGCAGAAGACGUGACGGACAAGACAAAAAAAUCCGCUUUUUAAACACUAAUUCUCAUCGAAACUUUUUUUUAGGGUGUGUUUUAUAGAAUAUUUAACUUUUAUUUUGUAAUCCAAGAGGGUCGAUGCUUUGUCCUUUUUAAUGUUUGUCCUUGUGAUGCGUGAACGAUUAUUUCCUCUCACAAUGUUUACAUGUGACUUUGUUGCGUAGCAAACGCUGACCUCAUCAGGAAGAAAAAAAAAAGGUUACCAAAGUGAUUUUAAAGCAGUUUUUGACUCGACGCCAUCACGAACAAGUCCUCGGUCACGUGCCUUCGUCAGAAUCCCGUGUGGAUGGCAUUUGGAAUGUAUGAAGUGGUUAUGGGAGAUAUGUUUUUUUUUUUAUGAUUUGAAUGAAACUUGCACAAGAGGAAACUACUGAUCAGAAAACCUAUUUUUAUCUUUCACCAUGUCAGCACUUUUAGUGCGCCGUCUAAGCAGUACAAAUGUGUUUUUAUGGUGAAGAAUUAUUAUUCUGUGUGUCUUUGUUGGUGUUUGUCUUUGUGUAGAGACUAUUUACAGAACAUUUUUAGUGAGGCUUCCUUUUUUUCGUCUUUGGCACUUUACAAAAACAUUGUUUGUCAAACUUUGAAUGUUGAUUUUGUUCAGAUACCAUUUUCUGUUUGGGUUGAAUAAAUACAUUAAAAAACA
Molecule: messenger RNA, 2813 nt
Organism: Nerophis lumbriciformis (worm pipefish)
Lineage: Eukaryota; Metazoa; Chordata; Actinopteri; Syngnathiformes; Syngnathidae
Gene: gas2l3
Product: growth arrest-specific 2 like 3
Biological process (GO): actin crosslink formation
Cellular component (GO): actin filament
Molecular function (GO): cytoskeletal adaptor activity; microtubule binding; actin filament binding
Source: RefSeq, a predicted model, not a curated record